Messenger RNA from Alternaria incomplexa, 2964 nucleotides. RefSeq lists its product as uncharacterized. NCBI's taxonomy places the organism in Eukaryota, Fungi, Ascomycota, Dothideomycetes, Pleosporales, Pleosporaceae. The record is from RefSeq and is a predicted model, not a curated record. The transcript is spliced from 3 exons. Bases 1 to 2964 code for a protein of 987 amino acids.
AUGCGCCCGUUACUCCUCUUAGUACGACUACUAGCUCCGCUGUCCCGGUCGGCGCCCUCGCAGUCAUCGAAUGGUGCAUCUUCGAUGGCCAUACACAAAGACGUCGUGGGCAUGUACAACGGCGCUGGCUAUGGCAGCGUCAGCACCAAAUACGGUAUAUCGUAUCAGGUGAGGAGGUGGGGCCCAGUGUGGUAUCAAGAGCAAGGCGCUAUCAGACCAUGGGAACUCUACACGAAGAUUGAGAAGGAAGACUUCAUCAAAAGAGGAUUAAGCGGCGAAGACUUCAAGUUUGUGCAUCCGCGAAAUCUGGAUGUAGCGAAUGGAGCUGUACACGUACGAGGACAGCCGCGAGGACAGAAAGAAAAGCGACGGGAAGCAGCAAGACGGAGGUCUCAGGGCAAGGUCGCGAAGCAACCGGGUGACGACAGAAGAGCUCCACAACAUCCAAGCAUCGCAGAAGACACACGACAGCAAGCCGCUACAUCAAUUCAACCGAAAGAGUCUGCAAGUGUGAUCAUGUCAUCCACAGAUAACCCUACAGAAGAGGUUGACGCCUCAGCGCGGAUGUCAACCACAGCACGGAAGCGUCGGUUGAAUGAGCCAUAUGUCGCCGCGGACGCCCCACUGCUACCUACAAAUACCGCUUCCAACACGGAUGAGCCCAGCGGGCCUAAUGACAACGAGGACGCAAACUCUCCGCCCAAGAAAAAGCGCAAAACGAAGUCGAACUCACUGGGUGCGCACGCCAAAGUUGCUGCGAAAGAAAUACCUAGCGAUGAAGAGAUCAAAGCCUUCAUAGAGGGCCUGGCAGCUAUCGAAGACUGGACUUCUCAGGUAGUUGACACCAAGUAUAUACAACUGGUGCAAUGGUACGACGUCGAAGGCAUCUCGAUGAAACAGUGCGGCACCAAAUGGGUAGAAGAAGGAUAUGCAGAAGGACGCGCAGAUCCGAAAAAGCAGAAGACUGAGGUUACUGAAUCAGGGAUGUGGAAGCACUACAGCAGCCACGGGAGGAAGUUCCUCGAGGAGAAAGGUCUCGUGUGGGUAUCUCCAUCGGCGCGGAAGGCUUACAAGAAAAGAGUUGGCGUCGUCGAGCAGUCCAGAAAGACAAUCCCAGAAAAGACAGUUCCACACAAGACGGUUUCACCCAAGACAGUCUCAGAUCGGACGGAGCGCAUACCAUCACCUGGUAUAGAAGAGGAGGAGCCGCUGACGAUUGCUAGCUAUACCAACGUGCUUGAGAGCAGUGAACACAUGGCCGACGAACCAGUGCCCCGUAUUCAGCGAUACACCACACCACAGCCGCAAGAGGAGACCACACGAGGUCUUACUGAGGCUGCGAUGCCUAAGCCAGAAGACUAUCGAGUGGGACUGCAUCGUGGAGAAGACGCGGAGUUGAUGUUCCUUCUCUCGAGGAAAGCGAAGGCAGAGUCGAGACCAAGCGACCUCAUUUGUGACUUUGAGAAAAAAGGGAAGAGCCCUGCCGCCGCGCAAUCAAGAGAGGUAACGAGCGAUCCAGAGGCUGAGGCUGCAGAGGUCGUACGCUACAAGAACAAUCGAGACACCGAAGAUGUUCUGAGCUUCAAGCGAAAGACCGGUGACGUGCGCCGCGGACAUCCCACUCGACCUGUUCUGAGCCGAAAGCAAGCCAUCGAGCACUGCACCUUUAUAAAGGACGCCAUCAAAAACGAUCCGACAGUCGAUACGAUCGAGUACGGAGAAGACAUAGAUGCCGAUACUAUCGCCCGCUUCGUCGCGUGCAUCUCGCCCGACAUCCGAGCGGCCCUGCCCACUCACGAUGUUGUCGAAUUGAUCAACGCGGGUCACGCGGACACACGGACUACGGAGAUCCAGUGGUCCAUGCGAGAACUUGAAGACUUAUACGUUUUCGCCCACACGAUGGGCGCACUUGCGGUGUGCGAUAUGAUCAUCGAUAGAGUAUAUGAGGAGCUGCAUCGUCCCCAGCAGCGCCUGAUUCGCACCAUCGAUGGUACGAUGGAGAAAUUCGGAUUCCUCCGCAUGAGCCCAGCGUUCAUGAAUCUCUUAUCGGAGAAUGACACGCGAGCUUUCAAUUUCUUUGUCGGUGCUUUGGCCAUGAAGGCCGAAGAUACCCUGGAAUUGCUGAAAAUAUCCGGGCUCGAUCAUUGGUACCAUGAAUCUAAGCAGGCGUUGAUGACGAAACUGGAAAUAGAAUGGGCAUCAGGAGCGAGCAUAAGCGAGUCGGCAGCGAUAUGUUCGACAUACCAUCACCAUUGGAGCCCAGCGACAGGAUGUUACAAGUCUGUAUUGUCCACGGCGCCCUUGGUAUCGAAAUCCAACGCUGCGAAGCAAUCGGCGCCCACGUCCCGUACGUUCCAGAAGCGACCCGAGCCCUACCAGCGCAAAGAUCGUAAGAAGGAGGAAAAGGAGGAGGCCUGGGCUAAGAAGGUGGCAUUCCAGAAGAUCGAUCGUGAGGCCAAUAAAGCGCAUGGGCGUGGACUGACGCAAUGGGAAGCCGAGCAGGCCAGGCUUCAGAAGGUUCAGCAAGAGCUCCACGACGAAGACGAAGAGUACAAUGGUUCCUCCGACUCCUCACACUCGUCAGACGACGAAGACGUCAAUGUGAUCGUUGUGCAACUUCCUCGGGUAUACAGCAGAGCUCGCGAUCUCUUCCGAAACAGCCCUGGAUCAUAUGCUGAACCAUCCGAAUACACUUGGAUUGCGUCCGAUCUGACGCAUGCGAGACUCGCUGCCCGAGGCGGAGGUGGGCUGAACUAUUCCGGCGAGGGUAUGAAUCUUUCCAAGGACACCGCGGAGAUUCAGCGGAAGAAGGUAGCGAUCGUGGAGGGCCAGCUGCAGAUGUUUCGCGAUAGCGGUUACGACCCUGACAAUCUGCAGGGCUCAGGCCGAUUGCACGCCAUGUCUCAGAGGGCGAGUGAAGACGGGGAGAUGAUCGAUGGAGACGAGAGCGACGACGAAGACUAG